AUGAAUGUCGCACCACGUUGUCAAAUCAGAUUAGUGAAGUCUACAAGAAGUAAGAUUAGUCUUUCUACAAGAAUAUGCAGCGUCCUCCAUUCGGUAACCAGGGAUUCCCUGGUGGCAUGCCGAUGCACCCUGGUGCGCCCGGUGGUCCUAUGUACAACAACCCCGGAGGUCCACAAUAUGCUCCAGGAUACGGCCAACAACCAAGCGGACCUCGUAUUAGUCCACAACCGAAUAUGCAAGGCAACGCCGGCUGCUUCAUGCCAGCUGCCGCUAUCCGCAAGAUCAGUAACACUACACCGCCACAACGUUUUAAUCCAUCAUUUGAAUAAAUAG
Molecule: messenger RNA, 333 nt
Organism: Arctia plantaginis
Lineage: Eukaryota; Metazoa; Arthropoda; Insecta; Lepidoptera; Erebidae
Source: the annotation of a GenBank genome assembly